AUGUCUUAUAAAACAAGAAAAAACCAUUUGUCGACACAAAUCCCAACUCCUGUAUCAAGUCAACUUGAGAAUAAUAACAUUUAUCAAAGAAGACCUGAUAAAAGAAACAAUAAUAACUCUAUUAGACCAAAAAAUACCAAACCAAAUGAUACUGUUUAUUCAUUAAAACCAUCACCAGCUUUGACUGUUAGAGAGGGCACCUCUAUUGUCGAAGCAUCACAACUUAUGGCUGCAAAACGUGCUGAUUGUGUUUUGGUGAUUGAUGACGAAGAAGCUUUAUCGGGAAUAUUUACUGCCAAGGAUUUGGCUUUCAGAGUGGUAGGCGAUGGCUUAAACCCAAGAACAACAGUUGUAAGGCAAAUCAUGACAAAAGAUCCAAUGUGUGUCAGAGAUAACACAUCAGCUAAUAAUGCUCUCAGUACAAUGGUUACACGAAGCUUUAGACAUCUUCCUGUGUGUAACGAAGAGGGCGAUGUAGUAGGACUUUUAGAUAUCACAAAAUGUUUGUAUGAAGCUUUAGAAAAAUUAGAGCAUGCUUAUGGAUCUUCUAAAAAACUUUACGAUGCUCUUGAAAAUGUUGAAAGAGAAUGGUCUAAUCAAUCAACCUCGGUUUUGCAAUAUAUGUCAAUUUUAAAAGAGAAAAUGUCAUGUCCUGAUCUGGCCACCGUGCUGGAUGGCUCUUCACCCGUACAAGUCGGGACUAGAAAUUCUGUUAGAGAUGCAGCUAGAUUAAUGAGAGAAUAUAGGACAACUGCCGUUUUGGUAAUGGAUCGUAAUAUGAUUGCAGGUAUUUUUACAAGUAAAGAUAUUGUCCUGAGGGUAAUAGCUGCAGGUUUAGAUCCUUCUACAUGUAGCAUUGCUAGGGUAAUGACUCCUCAUCCUGAUAUUGCUUCUCCACAUACUAGUAUCUUGGAUGCGUUAAAAAAGAUGUAUGAUGGUCAUUAUUUGAAUUUACCGGUGGUUGAAAAUGGCAUGAUUUUAGGGAUGGUUGAUGUAUUAAAAUUAACUUAUGUUAUAAUGGAACAGGUAGUUUUAAAUUAA
This is a messenger RNA of Entrophospora sp. SA101, 1041 nucleotides long. NCBI's taxonomy places the organism in Eukaryota, Fungi, Glomeromycota, Glomeromycetes, Entrophosporales, Entrophosporaceae. The record is from the annotation of a GenBank genome assembly.